AGUUAUGGCUGCCACCACACUGAUCCAAACAGCCCACAAGAUUUUCUCCUUGAAGGGUGUUUUCCCUGCAAUAACAACACCUUUCAACGACAAGCAAGAGGUUUACUACAACAAGCUUCAUGACAACCUUCAGUAUUAUGAGAAACUACCUUUUUCAGGCUACCUUAUUAGCGGGUCCAAUGGAGAGGUUGCCGCCAUGACCAUAGACGAGCGACUGCAAGUCCUCAGAAACGUGCGACAGUCCAUCGAUCCUCGAAGAAUGAUCAUCGCAAACGCUUACUGUGAAUCCACUCGUCAAUGUUGUGAGUUGGCCAAGACGUUAGCUCGCCAUGGAGCGGACGCAAUUCUGGUCAUGAUACCUUUCUACCAUCGCAGGUCACUUAGUGAAGAGGCAGUCCUGGCCCACUUCAGGGUUGUGGCAGACAGUUCACCAGUUCCUGUCAUCAUAUACAACAAUCCUGGUGUCACUGGUAUGGACAUAAGUGUAGAUACUAUCAUCAAGCUGGCAGAACACCCUAACAUCAAGGGCGUCAAGGAUGGAGAUGUUGCCAAGAUAGCUUCAAUUAUUAAAGAAGUGAGAAUCAGGGGUUUUGACUUUGAAGUUUCUCAAGGAGCAGUAGGGUAUUUUUUGCAGUCUUUGGUUGUAGGGGCAAGCGGAGCAAUAGCAGCACUACCAAAUAUUUUGGGCCGUGAAGUUUGUCAUUUGUACCAACUCUACAAAGAUGGAAAAAUUGAUGAUGCCAGCAAUCUUCAGCUUAAACUUACAAGGAUAGAUGAGCUCCUUAAGUUGUCCAACUUGGGAGUGGCAGGGAUGAAAGGAGCCUUAGACGUUGUGGGACUCUAUGGAGGGCCUUGCAGACUUCCCCUACAGCCUCUUCCCCCACAGCAACUCAAGAGGAUCAGAGAUGCCCUUGUCGAAGAGGACUUACUGUAAAACCCACAUUUUCUUCCUUAAAAUUAAAUAUUUUAAAAUUUCCACUGAAGCCGAGGUAAAAAGACUCAAUAAAAGUUACUUUUGUCUUUGCAUCAUGAA
Molecule: messenger RNA, 1033 nt
Organism: Macrosteles quadrilineatus (aster leafhopper)
Lineage: Eukaryota; Metazoa; Arthropoda; Insecta; Hemiptera; Cicadellidae
Product: 4-hydroxy-2-oxoglutarate aldolase, mitochondrial-like
Exons: 7
Coding region: 5-934 (309 amino acids)
Biological process (GO): N-acetylneuraminate catabolic process
Molecular function (GO): 4-hydroxy-tetrahydrodipicolinate synthase activity; N-acetylneuraminate lyase activity
Source: RefSeq, a predicted model, not a curated record